This is a messenger RNA of Peromyscus californicus insignis, 2207 nucleotides long. RefSeq names its product NXPE family member 3-like. The record is from RefSeq and is a predicted model, not a curated record. The transcript has 5 exons. Lineage: Eukaryota; Metazoa; Chordata; Mammalia; Rodentia; Cricetidae. The coding region runs from base 5 to 1630 and encodes 541 amino acids.
UCUCAUGAUGUGUUGGCCUGAGCGCAUGAACCAUUGGCUCCCACGACUCCAUCAUGCCUCUGAAUAUGUCUCUGAGCCCAACGACUGGGACACUCUCUUAAAAGAACUCACCAACCUGACAAGCCUUCCUUAUUGGCCCCCAACUAGUGGAGACAGGGAUCACUUUUUGGCUUCUACCAGCCCCAAAACCUCCACUUACAGAUUGAAAGGUCCUGUGCAGGCCAGCUAUACUCUGGGAAGUAAUCUAGAGGCCAUCCUUGUGGCUAGGGAUCACCAAGGUAGGCCCAAGACUCAUGGUGGAGAUCUGUUUCGGGCAAAGCUCCUGGGCCGGGAAUUGAAAGCAGGAGUCCCAGGGGAGGUGAAGGAUCUGGAGAAUGGCAGGUACCUCUUGUCCUUCCCUCUGCUCUGGGCUGGAUGGGCUCAGGUGCAAGUGAGGCUGAUCCACUCCAGCGAGGCAGUUGGGGUCCUGCAGAGAAUCUGGAGAGAAAAACGGGCCACUGUUGACUUUAGAGGAUAUUUCCGAGGAAGGAACGGCACUCAAGAGACUGUUAUCUGCAAUGUGGACCCCCAGUCAACUGGAGCCAAAGGGCCCACCUGCCAGUACAGGGAUGUGGUUUCUGGGGAGGACUGGUUCUGUGCUCAACCCUCUACUUUACCCUGCAAUGCUUUAGUCGGCCACUCGAGUGGAAGAUACCUGAACGUGACCACACCACAUGAUGAAGACCUGCUGGCCGGGAAUGUGACUGACCAGCCACUCCCUUCAGGCAUAUCUCCAAUCCUGGUGACACCAGCAGCUCCUGGGAUGAUUAGGAAUGUGGGCCAGAAGCUGACAGAACUGGUUUAUUCACUGAUGAGACUUGAACCCAGAACAUCAAACAUACUAGCCCUGCCCUCAAGGCCCCCAUGCCGCCCUGGCCACCUGUCUCCAAAACCCUCUGGCUUCUACCACCGAGACAGAUGGCAUUCCACGUUCUGUUCUAGCCACUCUUUCCCCACUGUGGACAGCAUCCUGAACUGCCUGGCUGGCCGCAUCGUCUACAUGAUGGGGGAUUCCACACUUCGGCAGUGGUGGGAGUAUCUGCGAGACACAGUGCCCUCCCUGAAGCCAGUUGAUCUACAUGUCACAUAUCAGGCAGGUCCUCUGAUGGCUGUGGAAACUACUCGGGGGACAGUGAUACACUGGAGGGCCCACGGCUGGCCCCUGCGCUCUCUCCGCACCCCAGUGGCCUCCCUACACUCUGUGGCCAGAGAACUGCAUGGCCUGGCUGGAGGACCCUACACGGUGGUGGUGCUGGGUGUGGGAGCCCACUUUACCACUUUCCCUCCAUCCAUCUUUGCUCAAAGACUGACAGGGAUUCGGGCAGCUGUGAAAGCCCUGCUGGACCGGGAACCCAGUACUCUGGUGGUUAUCAAACUGGCCAAUACUGGCUACAAAUCCGUGUAUGACAGUGACUGGCUCACACUCCAGGUGAACAGGUUUCUUCGAGCUGCCUUUGUGGGUCUCCAAGUGGCCUUUGUGGAUGCCUGGGAAAUGACCUCCAGCUUGGAUCUGCCAGACGACAUCCAUCCCAAGAAACUCAUUGUCCGCAAUGAAGUGGAAUUAUUUCUGUCCUUUGUCUGUCCCACCUGAAUAAUCAUGAGGGACCUGAGGCUGUGUGGAUGGAGAGACUGAGUGUGGCCAUCUAAAGGAUGAACAGCAAAUGAUGGAAAAAUGAAGCUCCCCCUGGCUUACCCACUAUAGCACUUGGGUCACCAUUUUAUACAUCUCUCUGUGCACCACAUGGAUAAAUCUAUUUUUAUAAAAAUGAGAUCAUAUUUUACAUAGUGUCUUCUUUUUGAAGGCAAGAGGUUGUAUGUGGUGGACCUGGAGUUAGGCUGGUGGCUAGAGAGGGUACUGAUCCUUUUGUCUCUGUGAACCUGUGUUACUGUGCCUGUCUAAAACACCAGAUGGUGUAAUAAAGAACUGGUCAAUAGCAAGGCAGGAGAAAGGAUAGAUGGGGCUGGCAGACAGAGUUUAAACAGAAGGAGAAAUUUGGGAAUAGGGAUUGGAGAUCAAAGCUCGAGGAACCAGAGACGGAGAAGGACUCCCAAAAAUCUGAGAGAAAACAAACAGCUUGCUUCCCAGGAGAUAGUUAAAAUGAAAAAAGCUUAUGAGAUUGAGUUUUGUUUAAGAUUCCAGAGAAACACUGAUAUGAUUAAAAAUGCUC